Messenger RNA from Talaromyces stipitatus ATCC 10500, 1048 nucleotides. RefSeq lists its product as uncharacterized. Bases 47 to 1015 code for a protein of 322 amino acids. Lineage: Eukaryota; Fungi; Ascomycota; Eurotiomycetes; Eurotiales; Trichocomaceae. The transcript is spliced from 4 exons. Gene Ontology annotation, molecular function: 2 iron, 2 sulfur cluster binding; iron ion binding. The record is from RefSeq and is a predicted model, not a curated record.
AAGAAUAGAUUGAUAAAGGUAAAGUCGCUAUUCCCGAAGACUGAAAAUGGCAGAAUUGGCUCGCACAUUGCCAGCGUCGUGGUAUUGUAGUUCGCCCUUGUAUCAGCUGGAAAGACGGGCAGUUUUUCUGAAGUCGUGGUACUUGAUCGGACCUGUUGUUCGAUUCCUGGAUGUGGACGAGAAAGUCAGCUUCGAAAUCGCACAGCGACAGAUUUAUGCUAUACGCGUUUCUGCAGCGACUGAAUUUCCAGGCAAGGACGAUUUGAAAGUAUUUGAUGCCAGCACGGGUGACCCACUGCCCAGCCAUGUAACGCCAACAGGACUUUUAUUCGCAGCAUUGAGCCCAUCAGCUCCGUCAUUCCAUGAAUUUUUCCCCGACCUUGAACAACUACUUGCCAAAGUUGACUUCACAAAACGCCCCUGGAGACGUAGUAUAAAAUACGAAGGGAACUUCAACUGGAAGACAAUGGUAGACGGGUAUCAGGAAUGUCUACAUUGCCAGUAUACACACCCAUCAUUCAGCGUCUACUAUCCGCCAACAUUCUAUACGGUAUAUAAUCACCAAAACUUUUCGCAGCACGUUGCAGAUCCGAAGAAACCGGAUGACGGGUUGUUCUUAUAUUUCUUCCCGAUAUGUACGCUGAACGUCUAUGGCGGUGGCAUGAGUUCGUUUCGGGUCUGUCCAACGGAGGAUCCGGGAGUUACCAGGAUGGAAUUUGACUACUACCAUCUAGAAGAAGGUGCAAAGUUUGAAGAGUACUUUCAAUUCACCAGACAGGUGGCGAUGGAAGAUUUCGAGUUGUGUGAAAAGGCCCAGACGAACUUGGAGAGAGGCGUUUAUGGGGAGGGUAUUCUGAAUCCGGAGAAAGAAAGUGGUGUUGCAUACUAUCAAGAAAGAGUUUUCGAUCUUGUUCGACAGCAAUUUGAGGAGGAGAGAGAUAAACAUGAGGCACAAGGCGAUAGUUCAGGAACUGAUUCGGCGCAUACUUCAAGAAUGGUCAAAAUCGAGGCUUGAGCUAGUAUUACAGCAUAUAAUAUAACUUACCUC